CGAGCAGUUCACUUUAUCUGAGAUGAGCACAGAUCCUUGUGAGUCUUUUCAUCAAGAUUGCCCUGAGCAGUUAACUUUAUCUGAGAUGAUCUCAGAUCCUUGUGAGUAUUUUCAUCAAGAUUAUCCUGAGCAGUUAACUUUAUCUGAGAUGAGCCCAGAUGAGUUAACUUUAUCUGAGACGAUCCCAGAUCUUGGUGAGUUUUUUCAACAAGAUGAUCCUGAACAGUUAACUUCAUCUGAGACAAACCCAGAUCUUUGUGAUUCUUUUCAACAAGUUCUUCUUGAGUCCUCACAAUUAGAUCCAUCAGAUCAUGAAACACUUUCUGAAUGUGACCCAGAAUAUCAGGAAUCCACAGAACAGUACAGUGGUUCUGAAGAAGAGAAUGCCACUCUGCUAUCUGAGCUAUACAAUUUAUUUGAUCAAAAGUUGGUAGUUGAACUAGAUUCUGAAGACCGUAAGUCAUCUAAACAGUCUAAGCCUAACAAUCAAAACAAGCCUGCUGAAUGCCAUGCCAUACAUUUUGAAUGCCCUGAACUGUGUCAAGUCUCUAAAGAAAGUAAGCCAUCUGACCACUGUGUGUCCCUUGAGCAAACACGGCUUACUAGGCAAACGGACACCACUGAUGAGAGAGCUUUGCUAAACAACCCAGAGUGUUUCACUGAUCUGUUGAAGAGUACUGAUUGUAGCCGGACCUUUAAAGUCCCAACUGAUGGUAAUUCAGAGGGAAGACCGCCAUUUCAUCAAGAAUGUUACCAACUUUCUGAGCACAGUGAAUCGUCUGAAGACUCUACUGUAUGUGUUAAGGCUCUAGAACAAUGCACAGGCUGUGGAGCAUACUUUGAGAAAUGCAACGUCCAUCAACAAUGCAAUCCUGACCAUUCUGAGGGCCCACAUCAAAGCAAACCUGCAGAAAAAUACCAUGAAAUAUGUGAUUCACCAAGAUCCGUCUUUCUCAACUCAGAACUCCCCAAAAAAGAUCUGCCUAAUCAUACCAACAGGAUUGUGGAAAGGAAACCAUCUGAGUGUGAUACCAUGUUUUCUGGAUCAAUGGAAAACUUUGAGUCUCGGUGGCUUUCACAAUUUCUUACCGAUCUUUUGAGACACAAUCAAGAGUCAGAUCAUAGAGCAGAACUUAUCAAGUCAAAUGAACAUUUAGAAUCCCCUGAAGUUGGGGCAGAUUUUAAGCCUGAAGUUCAAGCUUUGGAUAACUCUAGGAAGUUCUGUAAAAAGUGUGAAGAACGGGAUAGAGGGGGAUAUCGUAAUGAUGAAACUCCUCAACCUUUUCAGCUCAAUGGAGAUGAGGAUAGCAUUCUUGAACUCCACUCUAAUGUGGGUAACUCCAUGGAUAAAGUCACCAAAGCAGAAGGUUCUUUGGAUGAAUCAAGCGAGGAGGACUAUGCUGACUGCAAUGAUGGCAAAAGCCAAGGCAGUUCUGAAACAGAUGAAUCGUUUAAAAGUUUUGUCGAUGAGUCAGAAUCAUUUGAAAUCUUAGAUCAAGCAUGUGAGAAGGAAAAACAUUUCGGUCCUCUUACAGAGGAUGAUGAGACCUCUGUUCAGAUUCAACAAUCACAUGAGUAUUCUGAAGAAGGCAAUGACAAGACCUUUUACAUGUAUACUGAAGAAGCCUUGGAUGCUUAUGAGGAAGAACAUGUAAUUGAUUCUGAGCAACAAGUCACAGGAAAGAAAAGCAAUAAAACAUAUGCUGAGGCUCUUUCUGAUGGACUUUGUGAAACCCAAGCUUAUAUGCCUAAUAUUAUUGGGGAGAGUUCCACACUGUAUUCUGAGGAAGGCAAGGGCAAUGAACCUUGCCCUAAAAAUGAAGAGGUCAUUGAACACAAUGGUGACAUGCAUGUGCAAGGAUCCUGGUUUGGAGCCAUUGAAGGUCAUGGACUUGAAGCAGUGGUAGAAGAUGCUUUCGAGGAUUUAUCGAGAGACUCCACAGAGUUCUGUUCUGUAAAGAGCACUUGUCAAAGAGUUGAUGCUUUGGAAUCCCUUUAUAAAGAAAAUACAUUGUUGGAAAAUGAGGUCAGUCAGAACUUAUCUGAACUUUACAGAUCUGAAAACAAGGAAAUCAUAGAAGAGCCUCGAUCUGUGUUUACGAUCUAUGAUCAGAGAGAGAGUUUCUUUGAUGAAACAGAGGGGGCUUAUGGACCUUGUUGUGGAGAAAUUCAAACUACUGAAGAUGAAAAAACAUCCAUGUAUGACUUUGAAGGUGUUGUGGCAUGUGCUGAAGAACACGAAGAUGGCAAAGAGAUGCCACCUGCUGAUCAACAGAAACUCUCCAUACCAUGUGCUUUAGAGGAACAAUCAAACACAGCAACGGACACUCCUGAGAUUUGUGGAUCAGUUUGUCAGCAAGACACAUCAGAGGCCUAUAUUAAGCCAAAAGACACCUCUGAGAUCCCCCAUCCCCAUGGAACAGAUAGUCUGUCAGAGCUAAACAAGCAAAAUGCAAAAUUAGAGCAGCUUAUACAUCAAGUUGCAAGAAGUGAGGCACCUGAACAAUGUGAGCAGGAAGGAUACUUAAACUCUGAUCAGAAAAAGACAGACUCUGAACAGAGUGAUGAGGACAGUGAGGCAUCUGAUGAUGAAGAAUAUUCAGAUAUCUGCGACUGUGAAUUCUGUGUUCCGCCCAUAGAGCAGGUCCCAGCCAAACCACUUCUUCCACAGAUAAAGUCUAAAGAUGUAGGGAAGAUCUGUGUAGUUAUUGACCUGGAUGAAACACUAGUCCACAGUUCAUUCAAGCCGGUGAACAAUGCUGACUUUAUCAUUCCAGUGGAAAUUGAUGGAACAGUGCACCAGGUGUAUGUGUUGAAGAGACCUCAUGUCGACGAGUUCCUUAAACGGAUGGGGGAACUGUUCGAGUGUGUGUUAUUCACUGCAAGUUUAGCCAAGUAUGCUGAUCCCGUCUCGGACCUGCUGGACAAGUGGGGUGCUUUCCGAAGCCGGCUUUUUCGGGAAUCUUGUGUGUUCCACCGUGGAAACUACGUCAAAGACCUGAGCCGUCUAGGCAGGGAUCUAAACAAAGUCAUCAUUGUAGACAACUCGCCAGCCUCCUACAUAUUCCACCCAGACAAUGCUGUACCUGUAGCCUCCUGGUUCGAUGACAUGGCUGACACAGAGCUGUUGGAUCUAAUCCCUUUCUUUGAAAGACUCAGUAAAGUGGAUAAUGUCUAUACUGUGCUCAAGCAGCAGAGGACUACUAGCUAGCAUGACAAUAGGGUCAUCUGUCAGUAUGGGGCCAGGGAGGCUGCUGGGCUCGGAGCACCACGCUGCUUCCCACUAACAGGACCAUCCACUAGCUCAGUCCUCAUCACCUACCCAGAAUUCCAUUCACAGGAUGUUUGACAAGAGAAUAAGCCACUGAAUGACAGAACUGUGAAAGACUGCUUUAUCAAAUACAUACAGUUAAUUGAUUGUUUUAACACCUGAAUGGGUGAAUAUAACAAAACCUGUCAACAACAUGUCCAGCACACAUUAUUUUCCCCAAAAUCAAAAGAAAGAAAUAAGAAAUUGUACUUUGCUUUUAUCAAGCUUUUUUUUUUUUUGCAUUAUGAAAUUAUUUUCCUGACAAUGUAUGCUGAUUUCUAAUAAAAUAAUUACUGUGUGACAGUAAUGAGGAUUUAAUUAGAAUAACUAUUGGUAAUAAUAGCAAUUAGAGUGCAAUAGUAAAAUCAGAAGUAGAAGAAUUCUGCAGGGAAAUGUGCAAAUGUGUCUUGAAAAUAAUGUUACAAUGCAAAAUAUUCAUAAUGGUCCUAAAAUACGGUCAGUUUCCUUUAUGCAAACAUAUACUAUCUCAUUCUUUUUUCUUUUUUAAUUGGAGUGAAUCUGGACAGUGUGAUCUGGACAAUGUUUCUUGAAAUUUAUUGCAUUAUGUUUUAUUCCAUCUUUAAUUUUCAAGGUUGAGGGAAGCCCUGUUAAAAUGAACAGUUGGUUUAUUGUCCUCUUUGGUUAGUGAUUUGUGAAGAUCUGUUUUAGGAAACAACUGCAUUUUAACUUCCUCUUCUUGAGUUUAUAUCUUUGGUUAAGCUUCCCCUAUUCCUUGUGUUAAAUGAGUGUACCUCAAGUGUGGGACAAAACCGUGAAUGGCAAUCAUAUGGAAUACUAUUGCUGUCACUUUUAUCUUGCCAAAAUGUAAAGUUUAUUGGACUUUGAAGCAAGCAUUCACUCAAUUUUCUUUUUUCUUUUUUUUUUUUUUUUUUUUGCCUUCUCUAUUUUAAUUUUCAAAUCAGGCCUGAAAAAAAGAGUCAUGGUACAAUCAGCCAGCUUUUCAAAUUGAAGUUUUACAAAACAGAUAUGAGAAAGCUAAAUUGGCCUUGCAUCUAUUGUGUUGUGUGGCCUGUUUUCACUCCGAAUUUUAAGCUAAUGCACCUUUCGAAUCACAUACAGUGUGCUUUAUUUUGUCUACUGUGAGGUCCUUCAACGUUGCCUUAAAAUGACUGUAGCUAAAUUUUGUCGGACAAUGUCAAAGUGGUCUUAUUUACACAAUCAGUUUGUCUGAUACUGUAUAGUUUAAAAUUCACAACAGUAUGCCAUUUGUGUGUUUAUAUUAAUCACAAGAAGUAAAGAAUACUGGAAUCAAACCCUCAUUGGAAGCAGAUAUUCAACUUAAUGCCUUAACUCUCCAUUAGAUCACUAAACGAUCAGUUGGGCAAACUGGUUUAUUGGGAAACUAAUGUCGGCCUUGACUUAGGCAUGCAGCACAGUGGAUUGGAGAGCCCUUGUUAACGUGCAGUUGACUUGCCUUGUUGUUAGCGGUGCCGUUAAAUAUGGAUGUUUUUACUCAUGGGGAUCGUAUACUUGCUCAGCUCGAUCAGAGUUGAUUGUUUUGCAAGUGCCAAUGUUGAUGUGAGACGUAGUGGUGAUGAUGUUCUUGUGUGCGUGAGAGAGAGUGGAAAGACAAUGUCAUGGUUUUUAAUACUACCAUUUUGUCCAUUUUCAGUGUUUGACUUUUGAAAUAGAUGUGCUGAUGGCAAAACACAUGCCAUAUUUCUAUACUUGUGAUAUUAAUGAAAAUAGUGCUAUACCAUGGAGAAAAAAAAAAAAAAAAAAGAUUUUGUUAUCCAUAAAGGUUUAAAGAGCAUCUUGAGUCAUAUUUGAUUCUGAUUCUUGAAAAGCAUUUUUUUUUUUCUUACUAGCAUUGAAUGUACAGUAACAUGGUUAUUUGGGUCAUCUUUUAAACUCUUCAAUGAAUGCCUUAGAGGUAAACAAUUUAACAUAAAUCAUUUACUGUAGGCUAUAUCAAGAUGGUCUUAAAAUGUACUAAUCAGAAAAAAAGAAAUGUGAAAUGUUAACAGAGAAGAAGAAAAAAAAAAUCCUUUCUAAUUUCAUGAAAAUAAGUGAAACUCCAGCCUACAUUUAUUGGGUACAUGCAUUAGGUACAAAGAGUUCUGUCUUUGAACAUGUGAAUCUGAGGUUGCAGUGGAAGAUAUGUUACUGAAUCGCAUGUCUGACUUGAUACAUUCUCUGAGGUCUGCUGGCUCCUGGACAAUCUCAGUAGGACUUCUCACACCCAUGCAGUCUGCUUAUGCAACAGGACCGACCCAGGUCCAUGUUUUUUUUUUUUUUUUUUUUUUCUUCUUCCCCCUUCUUCUGAGGUUAUGUAAUAGUCUUGGUAGUGCUUGCUUUGAAUAAUAAGCAUUCUUUGCAUUUUUCUCCAAUAUUACAAGAUCCAAGAGAGCAGCUAACUUUCCGUAAUAGCUGAACUGGUAUAUACCGUGAUUUUAUUUAUAUAUUCAGCUAUUAUCGAAGUAUUUUUCCUGUAGCCUAUUUUAAUGUACUCUACAGUCACUACUGACAUUUUUAUAUUGGUAUUCUGAUUGUUAUUAAGAUAAAUGAAGCUAAGAACUUCAAAGUUACUGCCUCACGGAAACUUAUUGGGCUGACUGAAAACAAACAAUCUGUAAAAUCUCAAAUUUAGUUCAGUGGUAAUGGCUCCCAUUAUAAUAGCUUUGGACACUGUUAAAUGUAUCUGAAGUUAUAUUUUAUCUCAGAAUCCUUUUGAGGUUCAGCUAUGAUUUCUGUUGACAUUAAAUGUGCCAUGCAAAUAAAUCUUCCAUCAAAAUAUUGACAGAAAAUCAAAAGGUAAUUCGAAACCGUGUGACCCAAUGAUAGUGUUUCAUUUAAACACUAUAAACAUGUUAAGUUUCUAAAAUGGACUUUAGGGGAAAUCAUUUGUAAACCGCAUAUACAUGAGGUAAGUUGUAACCUAAAAUUGUACAGUUGUUGCUGGAAAUAUAACUUCUUUACCAUUUUCUGAGGAAUAUCAUCCAGGGACUUCUCCUAGCUGAACAUUCUUCUAUACCAAUAUCAUCUACAUUCAGAAAAUAUUUUAGCUUGUUUUUUAAGAUUGACGAAUUUCAAAUAACAAAAUUCCAUCAACUUGAAUUGUGUGAUGUUUAACAAAAAUACAUUCAAGCUGAAAUAUAUAAUUUCUGUGCCACCGAAUGAAAUUGCAAAAAUAAACAUGUUUUAACCUAUGCUUACUUAUAGUUAUCUGCAUAUUAAGCUGGGAUAGAAGAAAGUAUUUUUACACUGAAAAAGUUACAUACGUAAGCUUUAAUAAAACUUAAAAUAUUUAGGUUUCUUCAAUUUUAAUUGAAUAAAGAUUACUCAUUCAAUUUGAGGGAAUUUUGUUAUGAAAUUAAAAUGUAUAAAUUAUGAAAAAGUGAGUGUAGGAUCCAAUUUUCCAAAGUAAAAAAAUAAAUAAAUUGUUAUGCAGAUCUAAUGUCAUUUUUUUAUAGUGACAGUUGCAGAGGUCAUACACUUUUGUACCAGUAGAUGGCAGUGUUGAUAAACAUAAAUGGUGAUAAAGAGUCUUAUCUUCCAAGAGUAUAUAUCGAAUAAUUAUUUUAAUAUCGUGAUUCACUUCAAGU
Messenger RNA from Myxocyprinus asiaticus (Chinese sucker), 6876 nucleotides. RefSeq names its product carboxy-terminal domain RNA polymerase II polypeptide A small phosphatase 1-like. Gene Ontology annotation, molecular function: RNA polymerase II CTD heptapeptide repeat phosphatase activity. NCBI's taxonomy places the organism in Eukaryota, Metazoa, Chordata, Actinopteri, Cypriniformes, Catostomidae. The coding region runs from base 23 to 3211 and encodes 1062 amino acids. The record is from RefSeq and is a predicted model, not a curated record. The transcript has 6 exons.